Spodoptera frugiperda (fall armyworm) is the source of this 3184-nucleotide messenger RNA. It is a transcript of the gene Arl4, whose product is annotated as ADP-ribosylation factor-like protein 4C. Gene Ontology annotation, biological process: vesicle-mediated transport; intracellular protein transport. Gene Ontology annotation, molecular function: GTP binding; GTPase activity. Gene Ontology annotation, cellular component: cytoplasm. The record is from RefSeq and is a predicted model, not a curated record. Lineage: Eukaryota; Metazoa; Arthropoda; Insecta; Lepidoptera; Noctuidae. The coding region runs from base 694 to 1323 and encodes 209 amino acids. The transcript has 4 exons.
GUAUUGCGCUGAGCAGGGCAUCCGAACGCAGUGAGCGCCGUGCGACGAACGCACCCGAACGCGAUCUUUAUUCAACACGGUCGCGCCGACAGUCCGGAGGUGACCGCGGGCGGGGCGGCACGUGCUGUGCACGCCUCGCGAUAUUUCAGUGUUUAUAUACGCCAUUGUUUUAAUUCAAUCCGUCUACAAUCAAUACGACAUCGGAGUGAAAACACGGCCUAUUUACUGCAUUCACUAGAGUCUAGUGCGAAUCCAGUGACAGUAAAUUUUGUCUAUAAGUAGAAUAGAUGCAGGACAGUAUUGACAAGUGAAACUCUAUCGUACAAUUCAUCCGAAGAAGGGUUUUGUUUGUGACAUUGUUAUUUGACUAUAAAAGUGUUAGUGAUCUCUGUUGUAUGGAAAGCAUGCAAAUCAAUAAUCGAGUGGAUGCCCAGCUCUGAGUAUACGAGAGCUCUUACGGUGCGGUGUAUUAUACGGUUGCAUAUUGAUUGGUUCUGUACCGGGAUCACUGGAACUUGUCAUCCAAUUAACGAUCAAACCUAAUCGGAGUUAAGGCAUUGGUACUAAGAGUUGAAGACUGAAGACUGGCUUAGGAAGACAUCAAAUUAAAUAUAUUAAGAAAUAGUGACACGAACAUCUCGUGAUGGUGCGCUUGGACGACAGUGUCAGAUAACCGCCGCGCGGUUACGAAGUAUGGGUGCUAACAUGGGCAAGAACUCGAGCCUGCUCGAUGCGCUGCCUACUGCGCAGGGCACGCUGCACGUGGUCAUGCUAGGGCUGGACUCUGCUGGCAAGACCACUGCACUCUAUCGGCUCAAAUUCGACCAGUACCUCAACACCGUCCCCACCAUUGGGUUCAACUGCGAAAAAGUCAAAGGCACUCUUGGCAAGUCAAAGGGUGUCAACUUCCUUGUAUGGGAUGUCGGCGGCCAAGAAAAAUUACGGCCUCUAUGGAAAUCCUACACCAGGUGCACAGAUGGCAUCAUAUUUGUUUUAGACUCCGUCGAUGUAGAACGAAUGGAAGAAGCAAAAAUGGAGUUAAUACGCACGGCUAAGUCUCCUGACAAUACGGGUGUGCCGAUUCUUGUAUUAGCGAAUAAGCAAGACCUACCUGGGGCAAAGGAACCCCGCGAGCUGGAGAAACUAUUAGGCCUACACGAGCUGGUGUCGUCGCCGCACGGGUCGCGCGACGCGCACGCCUGGCACGUGCAGCCAGCUUGUGCCAUCACCGGCGAGGGCCUGCACGAGGGGCUCGAAGCACUCUAUGAGAUGAUACUCAAGAGAAGAAAGCUCGCCAAGCUGCAGAAAAAACGAGUCAGAUAGACUGUUUACUGUUGCGUUCAAGUGUUUGUGACAAGUCGGCCGUGCGCUAAUAACGGUACGGUUCGUGAACGUUAAGUAUUUUAAAAUGCUCACUGUAUGGAUGAUUUAUAACGUCCGAGAUAGAAACACCAAAUAUUGUUUUACUAUAGAUGUAUAACGUCUUAUGAAAUAUUCCAUCAUCAUGUUGCUCAAGUUAUAUUGAACAUUUUGACGGAAACGAAUAUUAAAGUUAAAUUAACUACUAGUCAUUUUCUUUUGAAAAUAGCUAGGUGGGAGAUAAAGGUAGACUACACUAAUCAUUUAGAUAUGUCCGUUUGAUAUGACCACUGGCUUACAUACAUGGUAAAUUAUAGCUUGUACGAGGCCACUUGUUCUGUGGUCAGCCUAAAUAUGCAAAUCCAACGACGAAAUUUUUUAGACGGUUUUCAUAGUUUGCAAAACGUGGCUCACACACAAUAUUAUGUGGGACCAUUAGUGUUACAGUAUUUAGGUAACUUUGGUGUGUGAUGGAGAGACGGGCAUUUGCGGGAUAAUAUGUAACUUUCAUCUUAAUAAUUAGUACCUAAUGUCUGUGCAAACUCACUAGAUUAUUCUUCUGAAUGUCAUACUAUACUAUUAUAUCAUGUGUGGAAUUAUCCUUUGUGGUGUUAUCAAUGGUUAAACUUUUUCCUGCUAUCGGAAUAUCUACCUACCUACUGUGUAAUAAUAACAUUUUUUCUAUAAUAAACUGAUUCUCUACGUUUCGUCAAAUGCUCCUUACAUCAAAUCUUUUUGUACGCUUCUAUAUAUCUUUUUAAACGAUAUAUAAGCUCAUUAUGCAUUGAUCCUUCCCCUUGAUUUCGUCCUAGAUUCUUUGCUCUAUUUUUUGUGUAGCUAAAAGUAGUAAGUAAAGAAUUCUACGUUUAAUGUGAUGUCAUAUAGGCAUUGUUACAACAUAAUAAUGAAGAGGCUUGUACUGUUAUUAUGUUGGGAGAGCUUCAAGUUUUUGUACAUAUACAAACUUAUUGUAAAUACUGUAGGGGAAUAUAUCAUACGAAAUAAACAACGUAUAUAUUAUGUAUGUCUUUCAAAAACAAUUAAUUGUUUCUAUAUCUGUACGCUUAGUACAAGUUUGCUUUACGAUGAACGAAAACGAAACGAGAGCGCGUUCGGCACUCUCAUUGGUUGGUUCAUUCGCGCCGGCCAAUCAGACCACCGAACGCGCUCUCGUUUCGUUUUCGUUAAACUUAAAGAAAACUUGUACUAAUGAUACUGAUACUAUACUAUUGAAAUAUGAUGUUUGUUACCUUUUCCGAAUCAAUUUGAGUAGUUCGUUUGUUUAAUUUGAUACAUUAACAAGUUUUGUAAAAUUCUUUAGCACUUUUGCUUUCUGGAGUGGAUGACUAUCGCUAGGUACUGACAAGAUAUACUCCUCAAUAUGUAAGGAUAAGGUAACGAUGUAAUUGAAAGACUAUUCUAGGCCAUUGAUCGUAUCGUCAUAGCGUUGAUGAAAAUUUCAAGUCAAAGCUUUAAACUUCUGAUAGACGAAAGUAUUGUCAUCAUUUGUUUGUUUAUAGUUUUAAUUAGUACCUAUUUAUUUAUUUACUCAUAGAUGUAUAACCUAAUGUUAAGACAUAAUAUUGAAAAGCUUUUACCAUUUUGUGUUAGGUACCCACUUUGUAAAUAUGUAAAUUCCAAGUAGUUAUUUGUCAAUACCAUGAAACCAAACAUUUUUAUGUGUAGAGCGUGUAAAUUUUGUUAUUAAAUAAUAUUUGUUUUAUUAUAUCUAUAUACAUACAUUGCGUAUUAUUGUAUUGUGUUUUAUGGAGAUACAUAUACGUUUUUCAUAUUGAACCCCGUAAAUAAACUGUUUUCAUUAAAA